Messenger RNA from Neoarthrinium moseri, 705 nucleotides. RefSeq lists its product as uncharacterized. The coding region runs from base 1 to 705 and encodes 234 amino acids. Lineage: Eukaryota; Fungi; Ascomycota; Sordariomycetes; Amphisphaeriales; Apiosporaceae. The record is from RefSeq and is a predicted model, not a curated record. The transcript has a single exon.
AUGUCUCUCUCGGCCCCGACGCCACCGCUGCUUCUCACCAAGCGCCUCACCUCAUUCUUGCGCUCCAACCUGUCACCCCAGAUCCACACCGCCCUGCUGACGACCCUGUCGGGCAAGCUGCUCUCGCACGCCUCCACCCACCCUGUCAGCACCCUGCGCACGCAGUGCACCGUUGCUGCUUCUGUAUGGGGCAUAUAUGCCGCCUCAGGCACGGCCACGGCUGUUUCUGACGCGCUUCCGCCGGCACCAGCCGGCACAGCUCGUGGGGGUUCGAAAUCUACCGCCGCUGUGACGAUACAGCUCAGCGGCGGCGUCCUCGUCGUUAGGAAGCUCAGGUGCGGCCUCCUAUUUGUGUGUAUCGGACCCGCCCCCGACGGGGCCAGUACUGGUGCAGACCAGCAGAACCAGCCGGCCUGGUCUGCGGUCGGAGGAGCACAGCAGAGUCAGGUCGUACAAGCACCACAGCCACAGCACCACUCAUCCAGAGAAGAGACGCAUUCGAGUCCACCACUGGGAAGCCCGAGCGAGGUCGAGAGUGUGGUGAGCGCGGCACCGACGACAACAAGUGUUACGACAACUGGGAGUGUGAGCGCCGGCGCCGUCGUACAGAUGCGGAGACAGGCAGAGGAAUUGGCGCGAUGGCUAGAUGACAAACUCGGUAGCUUAGCCGUGCCGGAGGAAGGCAGUGGAAUGGAAGUACGGUAA